Messenger RNA from Botrytis porri, 2358 nucleotides. RefSeq lists its product as uncharacterized. NCBI's taxonomy places the organism in Eukaryota, Fungi, Ascomycota, Leotiomycetes, Helotiales, Sclerotiniaceae. Gene Ontology annotation, molecular function: NAD binding; malate dehydrogenase (decarboxylating) (NAD+) activity. The transcript is spliced from 9 exons. Gene Ontology annotation, biological process: pyruvate metabolic process; malate metabolic process. Gene Ontology annotation, cellular component: mitochondrion. Bases 132 to 2099 code for a protein of 655 amino acids. The record is from RefSeq and is a predicted model, not a curated record.
CGACCUUUUCCCCUAUAACCCAAUCCAUCCAUUUCCUCAUCCUAUCAAAAAUAUCCUCAAGAGAAAAGUCCAAUCAUCUCUUACUCUGUACGAUAAAUCUGGAACCAACAUUACCUAGGUAAAGGGACGAAAUGUACCGAGGCUUACGAUUUUCCAGGGUUCAGAUUCUGAGCCAUAGCCAUAUCCGUGGCACAAGGCUAUGCUCCUUCCCCAUGAUUAUGAAUCGAUCCCAAUCGACAGCUUCCGGAGCGGCUACAAAACCAGAGAGUGCAGACGUGAGAUCUUUUGAUGAGAGUCCCAAUCAGCACUUAGAUACGAAGAUUCCUAGAUCCUAUAAAUCAUUUGUUGAUCCUACAGCUACGAAGAAUAACCUUAUGCCGUCUUUGGAUGAGAGAUUUUCAGAGAAAGAUAUUGUCAAUAUGAAUAAAUUCGAGCAUCCUAUAUAUCCCGAUACCUCACAUUCAAUAGAGAUGAGAAGAAAGAAUAAGACAUUGGGUCUUGUUCCUCCUAGUGUGGAAAGUCAUAAGCUUCAGACAACAAGAUGUCUUCAACAAUUAAAUGCCAAGAAGACUCCUAUUGAAAAAUAUAUGUAUCUCAGUAAUUUGAGAAAUAAUAAUGUUCAUUUAUUUUAUCGAUUGGUGCAGGAGAAUUUGACGGAUAUCACGCCUUUGAUAUAUACGCCAACGGUUGGAGAAGCAUGUUUGAGAUGGUCAGAGAUUUAUCAACAACCCGAAGGUUUAUAUCUCUCCUACCAUGAUCGAGGAAAUCUUGAAGAAGUCCUCAGCAAUUGGCGUCAUUCAGAAGUUGAGAUGACGGUCGUUACUGACGGUUCUCGUAUUCUUGGUUUGGGUGAUUUGGGUGUUAAUGGUAUGGGUAUUCCAGUGGGUAAACUGGCAUUAUACACUGGAUGUGCCGGUAUUCAUCCUUCGAAGACCUUGCCAAUUACCUUGGAUCUUGGUACCAACAAUGAAAGGUUUCUCAAAGAUCCAUUAUAUAUGGGAAAUCGAAUGAAGAGGGUCUCUACCAAAGAGGAAGCUGAGUUUAUGGAGGAGUUGAUGGUGGCUUUGAACAAGAUGUGGCCUGGGAUCAUCGUUCAAUAUGAGGAUUUCAAAAAUCCUUUCCCAUCUCUCGCAAAAUACCAGAACAGAUAUCCUUGUUUCAAUGAUGAUAUUCAGGGUACUGGUGCGGUCAUCUUGGCAGGUAUCAUUAAUGCUUUACGUCGAACAGGUAUUCCUGUCAAAGACCAGAGAGCUGUUUUCAUGGGUGCAGGUAGUGCUGGCGUAGGUGUUGCGCAACAAAUUGUGGAAUUCUUCCGAAAAGAGGGAUUGACGGAAGAUGAGGCACGUCGUUGCUUUUGGUUUGUUGAUACUAAGGGUCUGAUCACAACCGACAGAGGUGAUAAGUUGGCUGACCAUAAAGUCUACUUUGCCCGUGAUGACAACGAGGGAAAGCAAUACAAAACUCUUCCAGAAGUGGUUGAUUAUGUUAAGCCUACCAUUUUGAUGGGAUUAUCCACUAUCCGAGGGAUUUUCGAUGAGUCAAUUGUCAGAAAAAUGGCCCGGUUGAAUAAGAAUCCGAUCAUCUUUCCACUAUCUAAUCCUUCUAGUCAAGCUGAAUGUACAUUCGAGGAAGCUAUGAAAUGGACCGAUUGCAGAGCCUUGUUUGCUAGUGGAAGUCCAUUCCCAGAUUAUGUUCAAGAUGGCAAAACAUAUUCUGCUGGACAAGGAAACAAUAUGUAUGUAUUCCCUGGUAUCGGACUCGGAUCAAUUCUUUGCAAAGCCUCGUGCAUCAAUCAAGAAAUGAUCUACGCCUCAGCCGAAGCCCUCAGCACCUCCCUUACCCCUUCCGAAAUUUCCGCCGGUCGUCUCUAUCCUGAACUCAACCGCAUUCGCGAAGUAAGCGUCAUUGUCGCUCGUCAAGUAAUCCGCGCAGCUCAGCAAUUCAACUUCGAUCGUGAACCUGCUAUUCGUGGUAUGAAUGAUGAGCAACUCGAUGAGUGGAUUAUAGGAAGAAUGUAUGAUCCAACAUUAGCUAUCCAAACCUCAGGCUUGAGAUCGACUGUAGGACAGAAGAAGUCGACGCCUAAAUCAUUGCUUUAGUUUGCUCCAUGAUAGGGGGGCAUGUUAGAGAGAUAAAUGAGGGCUCUGUCGUAACUAAUUUUGUGACGACGAUUACAGGUCAGGGGGCUUGGUCUUGGUGCAGAUGGGUUCCUAGGUGGGGGAUGCUGGAACAGGGAGUUUUUAGGGAUGCGGAGAGGAGUGAUGGAAGAGCUGUGGAAAGGGUUGAUAGGAGAGAGGGGGGGGUGUCGAUGCGAAGGCGGGUAUAGAUUGAUUGAUUGAUUGAUUGAUUGAUUGAUUG